AUGGAAACAAAAGCGACGUUAGAGUUCUUCGGGACAACUACUUUUAGGCUGAAAUGGAAGGGCUUGACCAUCUUCCAUGACACUUGGCUCGAUAAACCAGAGGGUUUGAAGCGUUACCUCGAGCUUGAGGACGUAACAGAACUAGAUUACAUCGUCAUCUCUCAUGCCCACUUCGAUCACCUUCCCGGCGCGGAUCAAUUGGCUCUCAGAACAGGAGCUAAGGUCAUUGCCAAUGGUGAGGCCAUCAAAUGUCUUGGAGAAGCAGGCGUCCCAGACACGCAGUUGAUCCCAGUAAGCGGCGGCGAAAGAGUACCCCUCUUCAGCAAGGAGAUCCUCAAAAAGGCUGCAGAAGGCCUAAUUGAUCGAGCUCCAGCACCACCGACAGCGCCUCCUAUGCCGCAUGUCAAGUAUGCCACAGCCGCAGUCCACGUUUGGCCGUCACUGCACUCUUUAAUUCCUGCAAUUACUCCCCACGACCUCCCAGAAGAAUUCGAUACCGCAGAGAAGUUUACCGGCGAAGCCACCCCGUUCGAUUGUACCUUGGACAUCACCCGACUGAUGCAGUUUGGUCUCUUCAAGAUGAAGGAGUUUCUACCCGAGGAGAGCAUGGACCCGGGGACGCGGUCCUUUGCCAAUUAUGUGCAGGACCGCCAGAAACACGUCAUGUCGCACUUUGAUGGCGGCCAGCUGAUGUAUAAUUUCGUCGCUGACGGGAAGAGCAUCUUGUUUAACAGUCACUUGGGCGUGUACCAAGGCAUCGCCCAGUGUCUGACGCCCAAGCCCACUGUUGCUAUCAUGGGAGUCGGCGGUCGAGCCAAUCUUGAUGGGAGACCGUACCAAGGCUCGGCAGCUGAAUUCCUCGUGAAGCAGGCUAAGUGGCUUGGUGAACCCACCAGUAUUUAUUUCUGCCUGAAUGAUGAAAGCAUCAUCAAACCAUUGAGAGUGAAUGUCACGGCUGCAAAGGAUAUACUUGAACGGGAGACAGCGGCUAGAGCCAUUGAUACGCAGCCUGGGAAAACGUACACCCUGGAUAUCUAG
Messenger RNA from Fusarium tjaetaba, 1038 nucleotides. RefSeq lists its product as uncharacterized. Lineage: Eukaryota; Fungi; Ascomycota; Sordariomycetes; Hypocreales; Nectriaceae. The transcript has 4 exons. The coding region runs from base 1 to 1038 and encodes 345 amino acids. The record is from RefSeq and is a predicted model, not a curated record.